CAACAUAAAGUUUUAAAAGAAAAUUUUCGGAAUAAAAAUAUCGGAUAUGAAUACCGAAAACAGAUACCCUGUUACUGCUUCAUUAUUUAUGUUGAGAGAAAUUAAACAGCGUCAGGAGAAAGUAACUCGCGGACACCAGUUAUUGAAGAGGAAGACAGAAGCCCUACGCAUAAGGGGUAGACAGGCAGCUGUGGAAAUGUCAGCCACACAAGCUGUACUGGGACACACUCUGAGAGAGGCUUACAUAUCUUUAGCAGCUAUUAAAUUUACAAAUGGAGAAUCUAAUGCACUAGUUCUUGAAAAUGUUGGGCAGGCACAAAUUCGCGUGCUUAGAACACCUGAAAACAUAUCUGGUGUUGCGACAGUGUCUCUUCAGGCUGUAGAAGAUUUGACAGCCAGUGAUACGCUGCAGUACGCAGGCCUCGGCGCCGGCGGCCAUCGCACCAGCGAAGCUAAAAAAGCUUUCAGAGAAGCUGUACGAAUUCUUGUUAAAUUCGCUUCUCUAAGGAACACUUGUUUAAUUUUAGAUGAAGCAAUUAAAUCGACAUUACGCAAAGUAAAUGGCAUCGAAAAAGUUAUAAUGCCAAAAUUACGCAACACGGAAACUUACAUACUUAUGGAAAUGGGAGAACAAGUAAGCAAUGUGAAAUUUAUAACUGCACAUCGCAAAUUCACAAAAUAACGUUUGUUACUCUACAGGAAAGGGAGGAAUUCCACAGACUAAAAAUGGUAAAAGCGAAGAAAAAUCAAAAAAAGAUCACUCAAAGCCAGAGUCGCGAUGACGAAGAGUCUAUCUAUUCUCACGGUAUUAUUGGUUGUAAAUAUAUAACAGAAAAUAUUGAUAAAUUUUUAUUACCCUCAUUAAAAAGCACUCGUUUCAGACACAUCCAAUCCACCUUGUACUCGAUUCUUCCACACAAUUCUGUAUCAACGCACAGACCCAAUAUUAUCUCAGUCUGAUUC
This is a messenger RNA of Papilio machaon (common yellow swallowtail), 963 nucleotides long. Its product is annotated as V-type proton ATPase subunit D. The coding region runs from base 47 to 682 and encodes 211 amino acids. Gene Ontology annotation, cellular component: vacuolar membrane; proton-transporting V-type ATPase complex. NCBI's taxonomy places the organism in Eukaryota, Metazoa, Arthropoda, Insecta, Lepidoptera, Papilionidae. The transcript has 3 exons. The record is from RefSeq and is a predicted model, not a curated record. Gene Ontology annotation, molecular function: proton-transporting ATPase activity, rotational mechanism.